This is a messenger RNA of Helianthus annuus (common sunflower), 1076 nucleotides long. RefSeq names its product secoisolariciresinol dehydrogenase. The coding region runs from base 43 to 876 and encodes 277 amino acids. NCBI's taxonomy places the organism in Eukaryota, Viridiplantae, Streptophyta, Magnoliopsida, Asterales, Asteraceae. The transcript has 2 exons. The record is from RefSeq and is a predicted model, not a curated record. Gene Ontology annotation, molecular function: oxidoreductase activity, acting on the CH-OH group of donors, NAD or NADP as acceptor.
AAUACAUCUCUCCCUCGCAUAUUCUCAUUCUUUUCAGAUACAAUGGCACCUCCUACAAGAAGGCUUGAAGGAAAAGUAGCACUGAUAACAGGAGGAGCAAGCGGUAUAGGGAAGUGUACUGCAAAACUCUUUGCUGAACACGGAGCCAGGCUUAUAAUCGCGGACAUACAAGACAAACUCGGUCAAGCUGUUUGUGAUGACAUAGGCUCAUCAAACUCGAUAUAUGUCCAUUGUGAUGUAACCAAUGAAGAAGAUGUCAAGAACGCUAUAGAUAUUGCGAUAACCACUUAUGGAAAACUUGACAUUAUGUUCAAUAAUGCAGGUGUUACAGAUCCCAACAAACCACACAUCAUUGAGAAUGAAAAAUCUGACUUCGAACGUGUGCUUAGUGUUAAUGUUACUGGUGUCUUUCUAGGAAUGAAACAUGCAGCUAGAGUUAUGGUUCCGGUAAAAUCAGGCUCAAUAAUCUCAACUGCUAGUGUUGGUUCGACUGUUGGUGGAGUCACGCCACAUGCAUACUGUAGCUCAAAGCAUGCCGUGGUUGGCUUGACCAAGAACUUGGCAGUAGAGCUUGGGCAAUUUGGAAUUCGAGUCAACUGUUUAUCCCCUUAUGGAAUCGCCACACCACUAGUUACAAAUUACUUUGGGCUUGAGGCAAAGGGCAUAGGGAAUGCAGAAAAGGUUGUAGAGAAUUUGAUGCAUUUAAGAGCGAACCUCAAGGGAGUGACGCUGAGAACAGAUGAUAUCGCCAAGGCUGCUCUUUUUCUAGCGAGUGAUGAAGCAAAGUACAUUAGCGGACAAAACCUAUUUAUUGAUGGUGGGUUUAGCAUCGUUAAUCAAGCAAUCUCCGACUUCAAGUUUCCAGAGAAUCUUUAAGCCAACAAGUUUGAUGUUAUUCUAUGUUUUCAAGAGUGAUAUUUGGUUGUUUUAUUGUAUGCUUAACUAGUGAGUUUGCAAAUAAAGUUCCCUUACAUGAUCUCCAUUAGAUCGAUGUAAGUUUACAAUAAGCAUAUAUGUAUCGAUUAAUGAGCAUGUCUUAUAAACCAUAAAUACUAAAAUGCAUUGUGAGGUGCUAA